This is a messenger RNA of Triticum urartu, 1101 nucleotides long. Its product is annotated as transcription factor TEOSINTE BRANCHED 1-like. Lineage: Eukaryota; Viridiplantae; Streptophyta; Magnoliopsida; Poales; Poaceae. The record is from RefSeq and is a predicted model, not a curated record. Gene Ontology annotation, cellular component: nucleus. Gene Ontology annotation, biological process: regulation of secondary shoot formation. Gene Ontology annotation, molecular function: sequence-specific DNA binding; DNA-binding transcription factor activity.
AGCAGGAGAUAGUGAUGGAAAUGGAAAUGGGGAUGGACUCUCUUUGGCCUCACCAUCAACACCCUCCUCCUCUUCCUCCUUCCUCAGAAGUACCAGAUGCCUUCUCCUCCUACUACUAUUACCCUCCGUUGGCCGCUGCCGCAGCCGCGGCCGCUACGACGGACAACCCAACGCCUCCGGCAGUUUCAAGGUCAAGGGCGUCAAGAUCUAGGGCCGCGGCGAGGAAAGACAGACACAGCAAGAUAUGCACGGCCGGUGGGAUGAGGGACCGGCGGAUGCGGCUGUCCCUGGACGUGGCCCGGCGCUUCUUCGCCCUCCAGGACAAGCUGGGCUUCGACAAGGCCAGCAAGACGGUGCAGUGGCUCCUCGACAGGUCCACCGCCGGCAUCAACCACCUCGCCGCCUCCAUGUCCGCCUCCAUGUCCUUGUCGGAGGAGGACGUGGACGGGUCUGUUCUCCUGGACCUGGACAACAACGACCACGCCAUGGCCAUGGCGGCCGAUGCUGAAACAAACAAGCAGCAGGAGCAGGAGCAUCAGACGGCCAAGGCAAAAAGAAGAUCAGCUCCUGCUGUUCCAAGUCCAAGGAAGAAGAGCAGCAAUGGCAGCGCCCCUGUUCUCCUCCCAGACAAGGCGUCCAGGGCAAGGGCCAGGGAGAGGGCCAGAGAGAGGACCAAGGAGAGGAACCGCCUCCGGUCGGAGGCUCCGGCACCGGCGCCGGCGAGGCAGCCAGUGGUUCCGGCAGUAACCUGCAGCAACAACUACUACGAGGAGGGGGAGCAAGAGCCAUGGGAGCUGGGAGGAGUUGUCUUUGCCAAACCGCGCAUCCAGUACUGAUCAUCCAGUCGAAUAAAGGCCAUCCAAAUCGGUACUUGCAGAGGCUCCUCUAUCUUCGAUCGUACGUAGUACGUGUGUUUCCAUUAACUGAUUGCUUUUCUAUCUCGAUCUUGCCGUUUUUCUUCUAUCCAACAACUUCAUCCAUCCACCAGUGAUGAAUAAUGGAUUAAUCAGUCAUCACAUGCCAUGUUCCUCUUUUGCUUGCUUUUGUUUAUUAGUAAUUUCUAAACGGUUUAUUAGUAAUUAAUUUCUGAACGAGGAUCGA